Messenger RNA from Sphenostylis stenocarpa, 1170 nucleotides. The record is from the annotation of a GenBank genome assembly. Lineage: Eukaryota; Viridiplantae; Streptophyta; Magnoliopsida; Fabales; Fabaceae.
AUGGUUGUGUGUUUCUUUUCCUCUUGUUCACAUGUUCUAAAUUUUUCCAGGAUGAGUUUUCAUCCUAGAAAACUAUUUUUUCCCUACCUUGGUUCAAGUGAUGCUGCUACCAUGGGGAGCAGAAUCAAUGGUGGCCCAAGUCCUUCUCCUCUGCCCUCCCCAGUCUCAAUGUCAUUUCCGCGGUUUCGACCACCCCUUCUUGAUGGAGAUGACAUGCACCAAAACCUUGCACCUAUCAUUAUAAUUGGCAUAGGUAGCAUAGGUUGUGUAAUUAUGUUUCUCAUCACCUUGUCCAAAAUCCUAAAGUACUAUUACUUAAGUAGAUACAACGUUAGCAGAAGAAAUCCUCCAAUAUUAUUUGACAUUCGUGGAGAUUUUACCUUUUCUGAUGAUGAGGAGCAGGAACAAGUUAUUAGGCAGCACCCCAUAUGGUUCGUCCCCACCGAGGGUCUCCAAGAAUCAACCAUAGACUCCAUUACAGUUUACAGAUACAGAAAAGAUGAAGGGUUGGUUAAAGAAAUUGAGUGUCUUGUUUGCCUAGGUGAGUUUCAACAAGAAGAGAGUCUGAGACUAUUGCCAAAGUGUAGCCAUGCUUUCCACGUUCCUUGCAUUGAUACUUGGUUGAGGUCACAUAAAACUUGUCCCUUGUGCCGUGCCUCUAUUGCUCAUGAUGCUGGCAGUGUUGGUGGUGGAACUGAGUCUGAUUCAAGUUUUUCUGAUAUAAUCGAGGACAUGGACGAAUGUAAUGGUGGUGGAGUGAGGGUUGGUGAUGAAGAUUCUAGCGUAGAGGGGAGGAUUUAUGGAAUUGAAGUUUUGUCUGAAUGUGGUGAGGUGAGUGGUCAUUCUUCAAUUCUAAUUGGUUCUGCUUCUGAUGUUGGUACACAAGCACAAGCAUUUGAUGAGGAAAAUGAAUCCAAAAUGAAGAGGUCUUUCUCACUGGAUUCAUCUUCUGCUUCAAUGGUAUUUCAUGAUGUGUUAGAUAUACAAAGCUUAGACACCAACACCAACACCAACUUGGUGGUUGAAAAGAAGGCUUCAAUUUCAGGUAACAAAGAUGAUGAUGAUGAUGUUGGUAUCACUAAGGAGUUUAACGACAGUACAACUGAAUACAAAGUGGCUUCAAUUGAGCAUGAAUUGCAAGAGAGGCAUUUGUCAUUGAGGUUCUCUUGA